AUGGGAAAGGACAAGUCCGAAAAGAAAGACAAGAAGGAGAAGAAGGAGAAGAAGCGCUCCGAAACCGACGGUGUUCACAAGUCCUCCAAGAAGGAAAAGAAGGAGAAGAAGCUGUCUGACGCCGCCGAGAAGGAACUCACAGCCCAGGUUCUUGAAGGAUUGGAGGCGAAGGGUGCUGUUGAAGAAGUCAUUGCUGUCGAUGUCGAAGUCACAGAGAAGCCAAUUGGCGCUUUGGUGCCAUUUGCCAAUCCAUUGGCAGAGGAUAAGACCGCUAAGAAGGUGUUUAAGACCGUGAAGAAGGCUGCCGUCAACAAAUCCCUCAAACGAGGCGUCAAAGAAGUCGUCAAAGCCCUCCGCAAAAGCCCCAUCCCAGCAGCCAAUGCACCCAUCACAGAGCCUCUUGGCGUCGUUAUUCUCGCAGCAGACAUUUCCCCCUUAGAUGUCAUCAGCCACAUCCCCAUCCUGUGCGAGGAUCACGGCGUUCCCUACAUCUUUGUCACAUCGCGCGCCGAGCUCGGUGCUGCCGGAGCCACCAAGAGGCCUACAAGUGUUGUCAUGGUUACACCGAAAUCAGGAAAGAAGAGCAAGAAGUCUGAGGAUGGUGAUGAAGAGGACUUCAGCAAGGUGUAUGCGGAGUUGGUGAAAUUGGCUCUUAAGGAGCAAGAGAAAGUCAAGGUUUGA
This is a messenger RNA of Talaromyces marneffei, 681 nucleotides long. RefSeq lists its product as uncharacterized. Gene Ontology annotation, molecular function: box H/ACA snoRNA binding. The transcript is spliced from 2 exons. The record is from RefSeq and is a predicted model, not a curated record. The coding region runs from base 1 to 681 and encodes 226 amino acids. Gene Ontology annotation, cellular component: box H/ACA snoRNP complex; nucleolus. Gene Ontology annotation, biological process: ribosome biogenesis; rRNA pseudouridine synthesis; snRNA pseudouridine synthesis. NCBI's taxonomy places the organism in Eukaryota, Fungi, Ascomycota, Eurotiomycetes, Eurotiales, Trichocomaceae.